Molecule: messenger RNA, 570 nt
Organism: Henningerozyma blattae CBS 6284
Lineage: Eukaryota; Fungi; Ascomycota; Saccharomycetes; Saccharomycetales; Saccharomycetaceae
Product: MARVEL domain-containing protein
Exons: 1
Coding region: 1-570 (189 amino acids)
Biological process (GO): eisosome assembly; protein localization to plasma membrane
Cellular component (GO): eisosome; plasma membrane
Source: RefSeq, a predicted model, not a curated record
AUGCUAGAACUCUACGACAACGUCUUCCGUAUAUUCAACUUCUGUUUCUUCGUCAUCACUGCAGGUAUGAUCGGGAACCUGCUUAACACCGAACAUGGCCACCAUUCGUCGCGUGUCAACUACUGUAUGUUUCCUCCUGCUUGGGGGCUAGUCUCGGAUUCCUUCUACGGGAUCCUGGCCAACUUGGUUCCAGAACCUUUUGCGUUCCCUCCAAUUCUUUUCGCCUUUGACUUCUUAAAUUUCGUCUUUACUUUUACCGCCGGUACUGUCUUGGCCGUGGGUAUCCGUACACAUUCCUGUACCAAUAAAGAAUAUAGACGUGAAAACUACAUCAUCCAAGGGUCUGAAAGAAGAUGUCGUGAAGCCCAAGCUUGUAUUGCCUUUUUCUACUUUUCCAUGUUUUUGUUCUUGGUCAAGGUGCUGAUCACUUUGGUCACGUACUUUACUGGCGGUGAAUUGGGUCAAACUGGUUACGGUGGCGGCUACGGUGGCCGUAGUUUCGGCCGCAGACCACGUACUCGUGCCCCACCACAAAUGAACAAGGGUGGUAUUUCCAUCUCCCAGGUUUAA